UUGUUUCCUUUUGCAAAUUACUUCUCAAAUUUAUGGUCCAAUCUUAGUUGUCCUUGUACAACUUUUCUCUACUUGUGGAUGUAUCCUUUAUCUAUCUUGGGUGACUUAUUUUUGACAAAAGCACCAUAUUUGGUCUGGGAUUUUUUUUAUACUGAUAAUGCUUCUUGCACUUGCACGGAUAUGUCUUUUCAAUUAUUACUGACUUAACACACUGUUUUCAUGAUUUUAUGACUGAAUGAAUGUGACAGUUUUAACUUCUUUUUUCUUUUUUUUCUUUUUUGCAGGUGAAAUGUUGGCAAAUUCAACGGCAGACAAAGGCUCCUCAGGCUGCUGGACUCAUACUGAUUUUGAGAAAGGGUCCAUCUGUGCUGAGGUGAUGAAAUUUGAAGAUCUAAAGGAACUUGGAAGUGAACCGGCUGUUAAGGCUGCCGGGAAGUACAGACAAGAAGGGAAAAACAUGCGUGGUCCAAGACGGAGAUGUCAUAUUGUUCAAGUUCAAUGUUUCUCGUAGUGUAGUUCAAAAAAAAAAAAGAAAAAUGUUUCUGGUGGUGGGAAGAAGUGAGAUAUGCACACAUUAGGAUGUAUGAAAAAAAAAAAACCCUCUUACCUUGUUUUGCAUCUGCCGAAAUUUUUGACAGGUGAGUAGAUCCCCCAGUACAGUGGGAUUUGCUGACGACUAGGCUACUAGCUAAUGAACUCAAAACUAAUUAUAGUCUUUGGUAUAAUUGUGAAAAAAUAAUUAUAAAUUAUAAUUUAUGAGAUUAUA
Molecule: messenger RNA, 766 nt
Organism: Camellia sinensis
Lineage: Eukaryota; Viridiplantae; Streptophyta; Magnoliopsida; Ericales; Theaceae
Source: RefSeq, a predicted model, not a curated record